GGCAUUGCAGACGGAUAAACAACGCGUUCGCGAAAUCGCGUUUGAUUAUUUUCAUAACGUAUCUACUCAAUGUAAAACUUGACAAACAAACUUAGAAAAGUCUUAGCCAUUUAUUCCUUGGUUGUGCCCUGUAAAGUGAAAAGAUAAUGCCUGGCGUCACAAGUAAAUUACCAGAUGGCUGGGAGCGUUCAGAAACGGCUAACGGCAUUCCAUACUAUGUAAAUCACGAAACUGAGAAAACCCAGUGGGAUCAUCCAGAAAUGGUUAGUCUACUGGAGGAGACAGUGUACAUGGUUGAUCUGCGUGUAGUCAAGAUGUCGUUCAGUGAUGAAGGAAUUAACAAUGGAUAUGCAGAAGGAAACUUGUCUGUAGCAGAACUAUCCAAAAUCAUCAAUGCUGUUUUUGUCAAUCAGAACAGGGAUAAGAAUGGAUUUAUUGACGUGUCUCUGGCAAGUGAACUGACCCUUAACUGGAUGCUCAAUGUCUAUGAUCCGGAGAGAAAGGGAUAUGUGCCACUUCUUUCUUUGAAAGUCUGUCUUUCCAUUAUGUGCUCUGAAAAGAUUCAAGAAAAAUACAGAUAUUUGUUUUCACAACUUUGUAAUAACCAGGGAUUUUUGGAUAGAAAGAGACUUAAUUUGUUCCUUCAAGAGAUGCUGCGGAUUCCCAAGUACAUUUUUGAGGGCGCAUUCUUCAGUGGGUCAAGUGUGGAGCCAGCUGUGAGAAACUGCUUUGAAAGGGUGUCCAUUCCUGAUAGAGCAUCAGCAGAAGAGUUCAUCGAAUGGAUGAUCGCAGAACCACAAACAAUUGUUUGGCUACCUACACUUCACAGACUAGCUGUCUCAGAGACUGUGAAACACGAGUCAAAAUGCAAUGUAUGUAAGAUGUACCCCAUAGUCGGCUUCAGAUACCGCUGCUUAAAAUGUUUCAACUUCGACAUGUGUCAGGGAUGCUUCUGGUCUGGUCGAGUGAGUAAACAGCACAAAAUCGGUCACCCCACACAGGAGUACUGUCUAGUGUCGACACAAAAGGAGGACAUGAAAGACUUCGCCAAAGUAAUGCGAAAUAAAGUGAGUAAAAAGAAGAAAAGGCAAGAAGACCCAUCCAAAGGAAGGUUUAUUCCAAUCGAAAUGAAAGAGGUUGCCCCUUCUGAUGGCGAAGACGAGGAUUCUGUGGAUUUUGGCGCCCCGGAGAAAGUUUCACCAGGUUUAAACGUCAAGAACAGAGACCAUGCGGCUAGGUUAGUUUGUAAAGGAAGGCGUGAUAUUAAUAAAAAUAGAAAUAUUGAAAUAAUAAUUGAUAAUGAAGAAUCAAACAGGGCUGAUGAACACGGUCUAAUACAACAUUACACAAAGAGCUUGACUAGUGAGCCAGAGUCGAUGUCUGCCAGUCCUACUCAAAACGCAAGGUACGGAGACAUUCAAAGCAAGGGAGACUUGGAGCAUCUGAUCAAAAGUUUGGAAAACGAUAACAGGGCCCUACAAGGCGAAAUCAAUGGUAUAUAUCAACUUCAACGCCAGCAUCAAAGGGAACAUAUUAUUGUCCCUACUGAGGGCCCUUCCAGAGAGGCCCAUUUACAACGCAAGAGGGAACGUUUGGAGGCACGUGAAGAAGUUCUCGAAGAGCAUAACUAUCAGUUGCAAGUUCAGCUCCAUCGUUUAAGGAUCCUUCUUCAACAGAAUGAAGCUAUGCAGCUCUCUUCGCCAAUAACGCCAGCAGCUCAGCCUUCUUCCAAGCCUCACACAACCGUGUCACCCUCAAUGGCGAUCGUUGCUCCUCCCCCUACAGUUUCCGAACCGAAUAAUACCAUGAUGUCAACGCGAGUUAAUUUUUCUGGUGGCUUUUACCAAUCUCCUUCCGAGCCAGGCAUGUUACCAGCUCAGUCCCUAAACCAACAUUCCGUCGUUCCUCAGGCAACAUUUCUUACGCCAAGUCCAUCGCUGCAGCUAAAUUCUCCUCGGUAUUCCUUGUCGCCUAGACAUUUUUAUCAAAAACCCCAGUUCGAGGAUUUCCAGAGCAGCUUGGCACGUAAUUCUUUUCUUCUUAAAACGGCUGCAGAGUUGGGCGUGGUAGAUCGACUCGACACUUCUCACGAAGGGAUUGAGCUCAGUAAUAUUGUCGAUAGAAUAACAUCUACUUUCCCUUUGGAUGCUUACUCAGACUUGCCAGUUGAUAUACACAAUGAUAUUUUUCUCGCUGCAAGUAUGAUUGGCGAAGCAAUGCAGUCUAUGGUCACUGAAAUGUCGCGGAACGCAGAAUCUGAGAAAGCGGGACUGGAACCUAGCAGAAUAUUAACCAGAAGCAAUGACGGGACCGGCUGCUGUGGGAAGGAAAAUUUCCCUGACGAAGGAUGUCAUGGAGGAGACUCCUCUGGAAGAUUUCCAACUCGUAGUGAUCUAGGGUCGGAUUGAGGAUACCUCUUCGAAGAGACCUGGACUGGAAUUUCAGAGCGGAGAAUGCUGGAUAGAUGGAAGCUAUACAUAAACGCUUUACUGAAUGGCCAGUAUGAGACGAUCGUUCCGGUGAAAAUCAAUGUCUAUUGUCCAAGUUGUAGUUUCAGUUACUGCUGGCUGCCCCCUGCCAAGAGUUAUUUAUCAUGAAGAAUUCAAAGAUAGCACAUAAAACUCCAUCUUUCGUCAGACUCAAAUAAACUGCCAAACAUCUUUUCUUGCGGAGGGAUGUGUAAUUCAGAGGGGGAAAAAAAAAGGAAACGACCUUUAACGUAGCGUUUCACUAGACCACGGAAGCCUCUUUCCAUUGGUAUUAAAUAAUUCCCUGAAUAUCGAACGACUGUGGAAUAAACUGAGAUUGAAUUUUAAGCGCUUUCGUGCACCGUAAAAAAAAGAUAGUCAUGAAUAAAAAGAUAUUUAUAAAAAUAGCAA
Pocillopora damicornis (cauliflower coral) is the source of this 2879-nucleotide messenger RNA. RefSeq names its product dystrophin. Gene Ontology annotation, cellular component: plasma membrane. Lineage: Eukaryota; Metazoa; Cnidaria; Anthozoa; Scleractinia; Pocilloporidae. Gene Ontology annotation, biological process: synaptic signaling. Gene Ontology annotation, molecular function: zinc ion binding; protein binding. The record is from RefSeq and is a predicted model, not a curated record.